AUGAUUAGAUAAUUUGAGGUAUUGACAUUACAAUAGGUAAAUCCACAUAUAUUAUGUUCAAUUUGUAGGGAAGUAUUUUAUAAUCCAAUACGAGCAACUUGUGGGUAAGAUAUGAUCAAAUUAUAGACAUACAUUUUGUGGAACUUGUUUAGUUCGAUGGAUACAAUAAAAAAAGAGUUGUCCUUUAUGUAGACAUUAAUUAGAACGCAAUUACAAAUUUGAUAAAGAUAUUUUAGCUUCAAAAAUAGUUGGAGACAUUUAAGUAAAAUGUUUGAGAUGUUAAUAAUGGAAUGGAACUCUAGCAUUAUUUAAAUAACACAAAAAAACAUAGUGUAUAUUUAUUUAAAGACAUAAUGAAAUACCGUAAAAUGCUAUUGAAAUUGGAGAUGAUGAUAAAGAGGCUACAUUUUCAUUUAUUAUUGAUACUCAUAAAAUAAUUAAACCCAAUUUAGUAUAAAUAGAUGAAUAAAGUAAUGAAUAAGAUGAUGAAGAUCUAGAAAUAUAAUCAAUAAGAUAGAAUAAUGAUAUUUAGAAUGAUAAUAAUUCUCAAGUAGAAAUUAAUCCAUUAUUUAUUAAUGAUCAAUAUAAUCAUAUAGUAAUUGAAACUUAAGAUAAUGUAUUACUAGAAGAAUCUAAUUAAUAUAAUGAUCAUCAUCAUAUAAAUUUAGAAAAAUCAGAUAAAUCAAAUAAAUCUAACAAAUCAAUUAUAUCAAUAAGAUCUAAUAGAUCAAUAAGAUCUAAUAAAUCAAAUAGAUCUAUUAGAUCAAUUAGAUAGAAUAUAGUUUAAUAAUAAGAAUAAUAAAUGAAUUCAGAUGAUUUAUAAAUAGUAAUUAAUGAAUAAGAAAAUAAUUAAAUAAAAUCGUGUAGAAAUGAAUAAGAAAUAGAAAUAUUGGAACCUUCUUUACGAAUAUUAAAUACUCGUGAAAUAAAAGAAUUAAAAUAAAAAAGAAAGUUUAGAAUAAAUAUAUUAAGAAAUGCUGUGAGUGUAGCAGAACCAUUAAUUGAUUCUAUGAAUGAAGAUUUAUUUAAGGAAUUCAUAGAAUAUAUGAAAAAGGAAAUGUAAAAAAAGUUAAAUGACAUAAAUAAAAUGAAUACUAUAAUUGGAUGA
Molecule: messenger RNA, 1108 nt
Organism: Paramecium sonneborni
Lineage: Eukaryota; Ciliophora; Oligohymenophorea; Peniculida; Parameciidae
Source: the annotation of a GenBank genome assembly